AAGAAGCUAAAAAAAUGGUAAAUUCACGCCGGCAACAUGUCUCAUGGUCGAAUCUUCCCAGAAAAAUCAUCUAGAAGAUAUCAAAUCACCUCAAAACUCGAAAACAAAUCCUGAAAUUCAACCAUAUUUGCAGCAACUGGAGAAAACACUCUCUUCCUAUCCCUGUAAACAUUUUAUCCCCUACUCUACCUCUAUUCAUUCCCAUUUCCUCCAAUUCUAUUAAUCUUCCAUUUCACAAUUCCACCCUCCCUUUAAUUCUUCAAGUUAGCUCUAUUUAUCUGAUCACACCUUCUCAACUUUCUCCUGUUUCUUUGAAACCAUGGAUGAUCAUGGCGCAAGAAUCGAACCCGGGAAAAAUCCGACUUUGUCAUCCUUUCACAGCAAAACGGGUCAACAAUUUCCCACUUUCUCUCGACUUGAAUUUGUUCCGAGUUUCUGAGCUUGUUCAUGGGUAUAAUUUCAAGUACUCAGACGAUUGUGUUCACAAAGUUUUACUCUGUUCAUCAACUUCUUCUUCUGUAGAAAUCAUGGUGUUGUACUCUCAAGGAUUUUUAGGAAAGCUCACUGUAAAAACACCAAAAACCGAAGCUAAUAGCGAGGAGCAUGAUGAUGAGAAGGAGUAUUGUUGGGAGAAGUUAAAACGACGCCAAAGGGGUGUAUCUUGGUGUUUUUAUUUGGAUGAUGUAGUACAUUUUAAGGAUAUGUUUUGUGCAGUAGACAGAAAAGGAAGGCUCUGUGUGCUUAACGUCGAGACAAUGGAAGCAACAAGUGUAUUGGUGUCGAAACCGAUUUGCUGGGGGUAUAUAUCUAACCAAAGGCGAAAGCGGUUGGUGGUGGACUUGGUGUUAGGGGAGCUUUAUCUUGUCGUACGAGACUGUGAUUGGGUGAAAGUUAGAUUCAUGGUGUAUAAGUUUAAUGAACAUUGCAAAAGAUGGGAUGUAAUAGAGCAUUUAGGAAGUGAGAGAUUUAUAUUUGUAGGUGUUGAUCACUGCUUCUUUGCAAGAGUUAAGGAUUUUCCUGAGUGUAAGGGGAACUGUAUUGUGUUUGCUGCGAACUGUUUUACUCGGCGUAAGGGGUUUGAUAACCGUGAUGGAAGGUUGUUUGCGUUGUUUGGUGAUGCGGAUGUCGAAGUUGGAGUGUAUCGAUUAGGCAUAGGGGAUAACUUUAGAUUGUUAUCUUCUGUAUAUCCUGAAGUUUCGAAAUCGAUUUGGCCGCCUCCAACAUGGUUUUCCUUCAAAGGUGAAUGCAACGAUAAUGAGGAGACAGAAUUAGGAUCUUCCAGCAAACAAGCUCCUAAUGAAGGGAAUUCCAGCAGCAUUAGACUUCUUUCAUCAGAUCAUGAAGAUCAGGGGGUGCUCACUGAUUCAUCGAGUGAAAGCCUUUCUGCAGAGGAUAAAGAUGAAGAGAUGCUAGUAGAAUCGUCUAGUCAACAGUCUUUGAAAGUGAGUGACAACAGUGGAACAGACGAUUGUGAGGAGCACGACGAAGAAGAGGCACAAACAAGUUCACCCAAUGAUCAACCGUGUGAUUUUGAAUUAAACUUCUAUGACAUGGUAGAAGCUGCUGCUUCAGAACCUGUUGCUCCGCCAGCAGUGAAGAUUAAUUCUAGCCCUCUAUUGGCAAUCGAAUAUAAAGAACACGAAGUAGGGACUUCUAAGGUUAACAGUCAGAAGGAUGCAGGAAGUUCAGGUCUACAUUCCUCAGGAGAGAAAGUUUGUAAUGCAAGUUCCACGCCUGUGACUCCUUCGACAAUGCCAGCUUGUAAAACCUGUUCAUCAACCUUAAACUUUGAAGGGGUAGAGAUCAAGUCUGAGCUUUUGCCAACCUUACAGACUAUCUGGGCUAAACAUGGUAGUUUAAUCAGUGAAGAUACUAUUUGUAGUACGGACAUGAGAGCUUGCGCCUUGGAGUCAGUGGCAAAGCUCAUGAUUACUCUACAAAAUACUACAGGAAAGACUUUAACUGAUUCCCGAGCUGCAGACAUAAAAUCGAUUUUGUCAGACCUUCAGCGCGUAGGCUUAAAAGUUGACUGGUUAGUUCCGACUGUUGAGAAGGCAUUGGAACUCCAAAAAUGCAAACCCAUGAUAGAAUCCAUUAUGCUUCUAGACAAGAAAAAAGCUCAAGUUGACAAAGAGGAAAAGGAGUUUCUGGCUCGUAUUGCUAAUGUGAGGCAAGAACUAGAAGAUAGUAUGGCUUGUUUGUCUGCUCGAAUUCCUUUCCCGGAGCUAAUUGAUCUUGAUGAAUUUCUCGGAGAUGGACUGAUUUGAUGGGUGUUCGUGACUUGUUUUGCAGUUUUUGGCACUUGUUGGGUAUUUUAGGGAAAGAUAGCACGGUGUUUUAUGC
This is a messenger RNA of Beta vulgaris subsp. vulgaris (sugar beet), 2343 nucleotides long. RefSeq lists its product as uncharacterized. The coding region runs from base 324 to 2267 and encodes 647 amino acids. Lineage: Eukaryota; Viridiplantae; Streptophyta; Magnoliopsida; Caryophyllales; Amaranthaceae. The transcript is spliced from 4 exons. The record is from RefSeq and is a predicted model, not a curated record.